AACCAUUCAAAAUCACCAACUUCUACACUGCUAAAACCACGAAGCACACACGAGAUCUCAGUUCUUACAGCUAUAUAUAGAUAUAGACCAGACACACUCUUUGCCAGCCUCACACAAACAUUUUGCUUCACCAAUGAGCCGGCGCCAUGUACUCCUUGUGACAUUUCCAGCACAAGGCCACAUCAAUCCCUCCCUUCAAUUUGCCAAGAGGCUCAUCGACAUGGGCAUUGAGGUCACCUUUGCCACCAGCUUAUACGCACGGCGGCGCAUGGAGAAAACCGCCGCCAGGGACCUACCGAAGGGCCUGAGUUUCGCUGCCUUUUCAGACGGAUAUGAUGAUGGGUUCACGAUGAGCGACGACCCCAGGAAGUACAUGACGGAGAUAAGAAGUCGAGGCGCCAAGACUCUGAAAGAUACUGCUCUGUCAGCUGCAGAGCAGGGCCGUCCCGUGACGUGCUUGAUUUACACUCUCCUCCUCCCGUGGGCGUCAGAGGUGGCGCGUGAAGUCAACAUCCCGAGCGCUCUCCUCUGGAUCCAACCCGCCACCGUGUUGGAUAUAUACUACUACUAUUUCAAUGGCUAUGCAGAUGAAAUUAUUGCCAGCUCCAAUGACCCGUCGUGGAAACUUCAGCUGCCGGGACUUCCAAUAUUGCUAUCCAAACGUGAUCUUCCAUCUUUUAUGCUUCCUAACUGCUCGGAGAGGUAUAGUUUUGCUCUUACAACUUUCAAGGAACAGCUCGAGGCAUUGGAUGUCGAAACGAAGCCUAAAGUGCUUGUCAACACUUUUGAUUCAUUGGAGUCUAAUGCGCUCAAGGCCAUCGACAAGUAUGAGUUAAUUGGAGUCGGGCCCUUGAUUCCUUCUGCUUUCUUGGGUGGUAAAGAUCCUUCCGAUACGUCUUUUGGCGGAGAUCUCUUUCAGAAAUCUGAUGACUACAUAGAAUGGUUGAACUCGAAGCCCGAAUCUUCAGUUGUUUAUGUGUCUUUCGGCAGCUUGCUGAGGCUACCAAAAGCUCAGAUGGAGGAGAUUGCAAAAGGGCUACUAGACAGUAGUAGGCCGUUUCUGUGGGUUAUACGAGACAACGAAAAAGCCAAUGAGGAGAAGAAAGAAGAUGAUGAGAGGUUAAGUUGCAUGGAGGAAUUGGAAAAGGUGGGGAGAAUUGUGCCAUGGUGCUCUCAACUUGAGGUUCUAACGCACCCAUCGUUGGGGUGUUUCGUGACACACUGUGGGUGGAAUUCGACUCUUGAGAGC
This is a messenger RNA of Sesamum indicum (sesame), 1249 nucleotides long. Lineage: Eukaryota; Viridiplantae; Streptophyta; Magnoliopsida; Lamiales; Pedaliaceae. The record is from RefSeq and is a predicted model, not a curated record.